CCUGCAGAGAGAGGAGGGUGGGGGGGGGGAGGGAGCUCGAAUGAAUGACCUUUGGGAGGAGUGUUAAUGCCGGCGCUGUGAUCACGGUCACGGUCCCUCACAGGGCGGACGAGGUGCGGACAUUUAGUUCUUCCAUCGACGGGGUGGGGGAGGGGGGGAAAGAGAAGGACGGUGUGUGGAGGAGCCGGGGCCGGGCGGCGGGUGCCGGGCGGCAGGAAACGACCCCCUUUUUUUUCUCUCUCUCUCUCUCCGCCGAGGCCUUUUCCUUCUUCUUCUUCCUCCACCACCACCACCACCUUCUCCCUCUCCACCACCACCACCUACUCCUCCUCCUCUCUCACGAUCGAUCGAUCGAUUGACUGACUGACCGACUCCCUCCCCUCCCUCUUCGCUGCCGCGAAUCUCUUUAUGUACUUUCGGAAAGAUGGGAAAGGCGCUGUCGAGGAUUUUCGGGAACAAGGAAAUGCGUAUAUUGAUGCUUGGACUUGACGCGGCCGGGAAGACCACCAUCCUGUACAAACUGAAGCUGGGCCAGUCCGUCACCACCAUCCCCACGGUGGGCUUCAACGUGGAGACAGUGACUUACAAGAACGUCAAAUUUAACGUGUGGGACGUGGGCGGUCAGGAUAAAAUCCGGCCUCUGUGGCGGCACUACUACACCGGGACCCAGGGAUUAAUAUUCGUCGUGGACUGUGCCGACAGGGACCGGAUAGACGAGGCCCGGCAGGAGUUGCACCGCAUCAUCAACGACCGGGAGAUGAGGGAAGCCAUCAUUCUGAUCUUUGCGAAUAAGCAAGACCUGCCCGAUGCCAUGAAACCGCACGAAAUCCAAGAGAAAUUGGGUCUGACCCGCAUCCGGGAUAGAAAUUGGUAUGUGCAGCCGUCCUGUGCCACUUCAGGAGACGGACUGUUUGAAGGUCUUACGUGGCUAACGUCCAAUCACAAAUCUUAAUGAGUGUAUGAAACUGUUUAGACAAAAAAAAACCUCUCGGAAGAAUAUAUAAUGAGAGAAGUAACGUGGGAUUAUGAUCCUGACCCUUCACUAAUCACCUUUGUUUGAUUUUUUUGGGGGAAUUUAACUGGCAUUUAGUUUGGCUUUGCUUUAGAAAGUUUCAUAUGAAUGCGCUGAACUAAUCUUAAGAACUUGAGAAUUUAAGGGUUCAGAAAAGGUCGUAUUUUAAGUAAUUUGCCAUUAUUUGAAUAACUUCCCUUUAUGUACUAUCGUUUGGGUUUUUUCAUUUUUAAAAAAAAAUAUGCUUCUCAGUUUCGAGUUCUUGCUUCUUCCUUUAAUGGCUUGCUGUAGAUUGCUUAAUUUACAUUCAUGCAAACGUAUGAUGUCAGGUCUAUUUCAAUUAGUAAACUUGAAAGCUUAUUUGAACAAAUAUAAUUCGUCUCUACAUUUUAUUUGCCUACUUUGUUUUCUGACUCCAAUCACAAGCAAAAAAAUCCUGUCAUUUAUACCCUAGUUUGAGGAUCCAAGAAAACCAGGGUUCAGAUCUGUGAGGGAUAAAUUAAUUAUUAGAGAUGACUACAAUAUUAAAAAAAAGCACAGCUGGUCAGUCAAAUAGCCAGUUUUGAGGGUUUAGACAUAAAAUGAUGAGCAUUAUCUUUCAGAUAUUCAUUGACUAGCUGUCCUGUCUUGUUUUUUUUAUGUUUGAAAUUUCUGGGAAUGUGUGCUUUAUUUAAUUGUGGACAGGGUGUGUCCAAAUCAAAUAUCACUUCGUAAUCUGCCUAGAUCCAGUGCAAAAGUAUUUACUAGCCAAUAAGUCAAAAUAUUCAUUUUCUGCUACAAAAAAUAGGUACAGUUCAAUAAGUUUGAAAAAAAUCCAGGUAGUCUUUUUGCCACUUAGGUGGCUGAUUGUUAUAUAGUUACUCUGAAUGCUUCUAUUGCAUAAGUAAGCUUUUUUUAAUUCCUGCUGUAUUUUUUUUAUGAGUGCACAUGUAUGCUGCUUCUGACCAUAUUGAUACAACACAAGCAAAAUUGUGCAUUGUACUGUUUCCAUACAGAGGUUCAGAAUGUGUUGUGACAUCUUUUUCUGCCUCCCAGGAAUCAAAAUGGCUUCUGAUACCAAAAACAGUUAAUUUGUAACAGUUUUGUCCAAUGGAAUGAUGACUCCAGCAUGUACAAUAUUACACAUUAAAAUGAAAUAAAUAUGCCAAACAUCAGGUAUUAAAACAA
This is a messenger RNA of Callorhinchus milii (elephant shark), 2179 nucleotides long. It is a transcript of the gene arf6b, whose product is annotated as ADP-ribosylation factor 6b. The transcript has a single exon. Lineage: Eukaryota; Metazoa; Chordata; Chondrichthyes; Chimaeriformes; Callorhinchidae. Gene Ontology annotation, biological process: intracellular protein transport; vesicle-mediated transport. Gene Ontology annotation, cellular component: cytoplasm. Bases 425 to 952 code for a protein of 175 amino acids. The record is from RefSeq and is a predicted model, not a curated record. Gene Ontology annotation, molecular function: GTPase activity; GTP binding.